Messenger RNA from Acanthosepion pharaonis, 2121 nucleotides. The record is from the annotation of a GenBank genome assembly. Lineage: Eukaryota; Metazoa; Mollusca; Cephalopoda; Sepiida; Sepiidae.
AUGUCUGUUAGUCUAUUCCUUAUCUAUCUGUCUAUCACAGUCUAUUCCUUAUCUAUCUAUCUAUCUAUCUGUUCUGGCUUGCUUCCAUAUUUUUUUUUCCAUUUCUUUUUUUCUUUCUUGCUUGGCCUUUCUUUAUUUUUCUUUCUCUCUUUAUUUUUCUUUCUCUCUUUAUUUUUCUUUCUCUCUUUUAUUUUUUUUUCUCUUUUAUUUUUCUUUCUCUCUUUAUUUUCUUUUUUUUAUUUUUCUUUCUCUUUAUUUUCUUUCUCUCUUUAUUUUUCUUUCUCUCUUUAUUUUUCUUUCUCUCUUUAUUUUUCUUUCUCUCUUUAUUUUUCUUUCUCUCUUUAUUUUUCUUUCUCUCUUUAUUUUUCUUUCUCUCUUUAUUUUUCUUUCUCUCUUUAUUUUUCUUUCUCUUUUUAUUUUUCUUUCUCUCUUUAUUUUUCUUUCUCUUUUAUUUUUUCUUUCUCUCUUUAUUUUUCUUUCUCUCUUUAUUUUUCUUUCUCUCUUUAUUUUUCUUUUUCUUUUUAUUUUUCUUUCUCUCUUUAUUUUUCUUUCUCUCUUUAUUUUUCUUUCUCUCUUUAUUUUUCUUUCUUUUUGACUUGCCUCAAUUUUUCUUUUAUUCUAUUUAUUUCACUUUCUUAUUUUUUCUUUCCUUCUUUUUUCUUUUCUUUUUCUCUUUUUAUUUUUCUUUUUUAUAUCUUUUUUUGUUUUGUUUUUCCUUUUUUGAUCAUUAUUUUUCUUUUUGAACUUAUUUCUUGUUUUUGUUUUUUUUUCACUUUCUUCUUUCUGUUAAUCUUUCUUCUUUAUUCACUUUAUCUUUAUCUUUCUUUCUUGACAUCGCUGACAUUUUUCACUUUGUUCUCUGAUUCUUUCUUUUUAUCACCUUUUUCUUUUUCUUCAGUUUUCUUUGCUUUCCUUCUUGUUUUCUUCUUUUCAUGUUUGCUUCUUUUCCUCAUUUAUUUUUUAUUUUUCUAUUAUCUUUUUCCUUCUUUUUGUUUUCUCUUUUCUUUAUUUCUUUUCUUUCUUUUUUUUUUUUCUUUUCUUUCUUUUUUUUUUUCCUUUUCUUUCUUUUUCUUUUCAUUUUUUUCUUUUGCUUUUUCUUUUCUUUUCUUUUCUUUCUUUUUUCUUUUCUUUUCUUUUUCUUUUCUUCUUUUUCUUUUUCUUUCAUUUUUUUUUUUUCUUUUCUUUUCUUUUCUUUUUUCUUUUCUUUUUUCUUUUCUUUUCUUUUUUUUUUUUUUCUUUUCUUUCUUUCUCUUUCUUUCUUUUUCUUUUUCUUUUCUUUUUCUUUUCUUUUCUUUUUCUUUUUUUCUUUUUUCCUUUUCUUUGUUUUCUUCUUUUCAUUUCUUUGCUUUUCUUUUCCUUUUCUUUUAUUUUUUUUUUUCUUUUAUUUUCUUUUCCUUCUUUCUUUGUUUUUCUUUUUUCUUUGUCUUUUCUUUUCUUUUGUCUUUUCUUUUUCUUUUUUUUCUUUUCUUUGUCUUUUCUUUCUUUUCUUUUUUUUUCUUUUCUUUUCCUUUUCUUUUCUUUUCCUUUUCUUUUCUUUCUCUUUUCUUUUCUUUUCUUUUUCUUUCUUUUCCUUUUCUUUCUCUUUUUUCUUUUCUUUUUCUCUUUUCUUUUCUUUCUUUUCUUUUCCUUUUUCUUUUCUUUUUCUUUUCUUUUCUUUCUUUUCUUUCUUUUCUCUUUAGUUUUUUCUUUCUUUUCUCUUUUCUUUUCUCUUUUCUUUUCUUUUCUUUUCUUUUUUCUUUUCUUUUCUUUUCUUUUCUUUUCUUUUUCUUUUUCCUUUUCUUUUCUUUUCCUUUUCUUUUCUUUUCUUUCUUUUCUUUUCUUUUUUUCUCUUUUCUUUCUCUUUCCUUUUCUUUCUUUUUUCUUUUCUCUUCUUUUUUCUUUUCUACUUAUUUCUACAUUCUUAUCCCAUUUUUCAUUUACAUCCUUCUCUUCAGUUUCUUACUUUCUUUUUUUUCUUCUCGUUCCUUAUCAUUUUUCCUUCUUCCAAGUCCUUUUUUUAUCAAUCUUUACAAUUUAUUCUCCUCUACUUCUGCUUCUUCUUUCUUUCUCCACUGUCUAUUUUCUACACUGAUCAUUCUCACAGUCCAUCGAGGUUUCAAUUCACUGAGCAUAUCUCACUAG